This is a messenger RNA of Diaporthe citri, 1788 nucleotides long. RefSeq lists its product as uncharacterized. NCBI's taxonomy places the organism in Eukaryota, Fungi, Ascomycota, Sordariomycetes, Diaporthales, Diaporthaceae. The transcript has 2 exons. The record is from RefSeq and is a predicted model, not a curated record. Gene Ontology annotation, biological process: translesion synthesis. The coding region runs from base 1 to 1788 and encodes 595 amino acids. Gene Ontology annotation, molecular function: damaged DNA binding; DNA-directed DNA polymerase activity.
AUGGAGCAUGCGGUGAAGAGGAGAUCACCUCGAAGGAAGCAAGAUAGGAUCAUCCUGCAUUUCGAUUACGACUGCUUCUACGCACAGGUUGUUGAGAAUGCCCAGCCUGCGCUGAGGUCGCUCCCGCUUGGCAUCAAGCAGAAGAGCAUCCUGGCGACAUGCAACUACGAGGCCCGGAGGCGCGGUGUCAAGAAGCUGCAGCUCAUCUCUGAUGCCAAGAGGAUUUGCCCGGACCUGGUCCUUGCUGAUGGCGAGGACCUGUCUGCGUUCCGAGACGUGUCCAAGAAGCUGCACGGCCUUUUGAGGUCGUACUCAUGGAACAAGAAGGUUGAGCGCCUGGGACUGGAUGAGGUCUUUCUGGAUGUCACCGACCUGGUCGAGUUCAACGUCGGUCUACUGAACCGGAACGCGUUGCCGGAUUCGUUCUUCUGCCUGUCACGGGACAACCCUGAGAAGGGCUUUAGCUUCGACGCUACUGCCAUCGCGGGCUGUGUUGCUGGCGAUGGCCAUGGGGAGGAUAAUCAUGACAACCUUCUUUUCGUCAAACUUGUUCUUUCGUCACACCUGGCAAGAUAUAUUCGCCUGAAGGUAGAAGAAGAGGGCUACACAUCGGCAUGUGGCAUCUCAACCAACAAGGUGCUGAGCAAGUUGGCAGGCACUGUGAACAAGCCGAGAAAUCAGACGACGCUGCUGUCGCUUCAUGAAGAUGAGGUCCUCAAGUUCAUGGACUCGUACGGCCUCCGUGAAGUUCCCGGAAUAGGAGGCAGGAUAACACACACGCUGGAGAGCUACUUUCUUGGAAGAGACGCGGACACGGACACUUUCGUCAACGGGUCCGCCGUGACAGUAGGAGAGUUCAGAAAUCGACAAGAGGUCUCUCCCCACAUGCUAGAAAAGUUACUGGGCAGUCGUCCCGGGGCCGAGAAAGGCAUAGGGGAGAAGGUAUGGGCUCUUCUGCACGGCGUUGACGACACGGACGUCAAGGCAGCGAGCCUCAUCCCAACACAGAUCUCGAUUGAGGACACUUAUCCUGGCCCGAAGGGCGGGCUAAACACGUCUGCAGAGGUUGAACGCGAGCUACUAAAGCUUGCGGCGUCUCUAUUGCGGCGCAUGCAUGUUGACCUGACCGAAGUCGGUGAACCAGACAAAGACUCCGCGGCGUCAGUAGAGGGUGCCAGGCGUACGAAGUGGCUGGCCCACCCUAAGACCCUCCGAUUGUCAACCCGUCCGAAGUCGUCGCCCAACGAGGGCACGCCUUACAACUGGGGCAGAGCCAGUCGAAGCCAGCCACUUCCGUCAUUCGUCUUCCACGACGUCAACCAUCAAACUAUCGUCGGGAGGCUCGUAAAAGAGGCGUUGUUCCCGAUGUUCUUCCAGCUAAACCCAGACAAGGCUGAGGGGUGGAACAUCGGCAUGAUCAACAUCUGCGUAGCAAACAUGACCCUCACGGCAACCGAGGAAGCAGCCGGGAGCGGGAGAGACAUCUCGCGGAUGUUCAAGAGGCAGGAUGAGGUUCUGCGCGAGUUCAGGGUAUACGACGACGGGAGCGAGGUGCCGCCAAAAGUGAAUCAGGCUUCAAAAAUGGGAGAAGCUAGCGAAAAGUCAGGCUUGAGUCUGACGGUGGUGGACGGUGAUGACCUGGAUGUUGGGGACGGCUAUGCAUCCGAGUCUGGAUCGGAAGCCUGGGGUGACGAGGAUGGAAGCCAGGCAUGUCCGAGGUGCGGACACUACCUGCCCGUGUUCGCAAUUUCUGCGCAUCAGCGGUAUCACGCAUUAGAGGAGCCAUAG